This is a messenger RNA of Hylaeus volcanicus, 1042 nucleotides long. Its product is annotated as fatty acid-binding protein-like. The record is from RefSeq and is a predicted model, not a curated record. Gene Ontology annotation, cellular component: cytosol; nucleus. Gene Ontology annotation, biological process: fatty acid transport. NCBI's taxonomy places the organism in Eukaryota, Metazoa, Arthropoda, Insecta, Hymenoptera, Colletidae. Bases 259 to 666 code for a protein of 135 amino acids. The transcript has 5 exons. Gene Ontology annotation, molecular function: fatty acid binding.
GACUGUUAGUUUUCUCUAAGCAACAGUGAAUGUCAGUGGAAGACAGACGAUAAUAUUGUGUCAAAUUGAAGGUAGAAUUGAUAGUGCAGAGUAAAGGAUAACCUGUGCGUUUUCGCGUAUCGUCGGACGUUGUUGAGAUCCGAAUCUUUCGAACUGCUACAAGACGGCACGAUUCGAAAUAAAAGCAUUCUACAACCUUUGACGAAUCUCGACGCGCCGGUAUCGCCGAUUCUAGAGCGUUAUCAACUGGAGCAAAAAAUGGCAUCGAUCGUCGGCAAUUAUCAACACGAACGCAAUGAAAAUCUCGACGAGUAUUUCAAAGCUGUGGGUGUACCAUACAUUCCACGGAAAAUGAUGGCCAUGUCCAGUCCGCGACUGGAAAUAUCGAAUGACGGUGAUAAAUGGACAAUUCGCACAAUUUCGAUGAUUCGCACAGUAGAAGUGACGUUUACUCUCGGUGAAGAAUACGAAGAACACAUGCCUGCUGGAGUUACAUUGAAAAAUAUGACUACAAUGGAAGGAGAUAGCCUGGUGACAGUUUCGGUCAGUCCAGAUAACAACAAAGUUGUACGGAAAUACGAAGUUACAACGGAUGGUGUAAUCUUGACAAUGACCCAUGAAAACAGUGGCCAAGUGGCGAAACGCUAUUUUAAACGUCUUUCGUAAACCGUACGGCAAUUUCAGCGGAGAAAAAUAUUUAAACUCUUACAUUCCAUUUAAAACGAACGUAUAACUCCAAAUAUAAUGUUUUUUUUUUAAUAUCCUUAUAUCGUAACGGUAAGUUUUUAAUACUUCCAAGAGCUCCAUUCCUACAGUACAAUGGAGACAUGCAAAGGCGAACAAAAGCCGCGUGAAAAGCGUCUACGCUUGCCAGAUGAAAAAAGCCGUGGAUCGAUCACAAACGUUCCUACUGUCAUUUAGAGCAUGUGCCGCGCCUACUUUUACCGUUUGUCACGUGUUCCUCGACACGACAAACAAGGAUAAACAAUAACUGUAUCACGUGUGUACGAAUACGAAUAAAGACUCGUUUAAACGCACAAAA